AUGGCCAUUCACUCAUCAUCUAGUUAUCCAUUUCGUGGAAUACUUUAUUUAUUAACUCAUCCACCUCUAUGGCGACAUAUAUUUUGUGGUUUAAUAAUAAUGUUAUUAGCAGCAAUAGUUACAUCAGUUUUAUUAUUCGUCUUUAUAUUUCCUUUACAAGCAUAUGCAUUUGAAAACUAUAUGGCUGAAUGGUUAUCAUGGUUAAUAAGUUUUUUUGUCACUUUAUUUGAAAUAGGUGUAUCAAUUCUUGUUAUCUCUUCACUAUUUCUUGCAUGUUAUAUGGAUGUUAUAUUUGAUUCAGUAUGGAGACAAGAAACAAUGGGAUUAAAUGAAGGUGAAACACAUCGAAGAUCAGCAACAACAUAUACAUGUAUUAAAUCAUUUUUAACUUUGAUCUUAUUUCGUGUAGUACUUCUUGUCGUAACAUCACCAUUAAAUUUAAUUCCAAUCGUUGGAACAAUUCUUUAUAUUUAUAUAAAUGGAUAUUAUUAUGCCUGGUCAUUACAUUGUCGAUAUUUUGAUUUACUUGGUUUAUCAUUUUUACAAGGACGACAUUUUGUUGAAGAAAAUCG
Adineta ricciae is the source of this 572-nucleotide messenger RNA. NCBI's taxonomy places the organism in Eukaryota, Metazoa, Rotifera, Eurotatoria, Adinetida, Adinetidae. The record is from the annotation of a GenBank genome assembly.